AUGCGUCCACGUCCAGUCCUGCUCUCCACAAUCACCCUGGCCUGCGCUCUCCCCCCCACAGCUCACGCCUUUCAGUUCACCGGCCCCGACUCGGCCGACAAACUCGACCUCGCCAAGCCCAUCACGGUAGAAUGGAGCGCCACGGAAGGAUCCCUCCACGUGCCAGAGGCCCGCUCACUCGAGCUCUGGUUCUCCGCAGUCACUGGCGAUAGUGGUAGCCAGGCUAGCUGGCAGCUUGCCGCCAACCUGUCCAUCUCGAGUCCUACCUCGUACGAGUGGGACCCCAGCAGCAUCGUGGAAGGCAUCCAAGACAUCGACGGGACUCUCUCGCCAGAGGCGGUGCACAACUUCGAGGCUAGGCUGCUUGAUGUGAAUGGGAACAGGCUGGCAACGGUUGGGAGCGACAACUACGCUGUCGAGGGCUUUGACUUUGUUGAAAACAGUGUCGGCGGCGAGAGGACGCGGGCUAGGGUCUACUUGGCCGUUGUUGGUGCGGCGGCAGGAGUGCUGCUUGGGGACCUGUAG
Emericellopsis cladophorae is the source of this 525-nucleotide messenger RNA. RefSeq lists its product as uncharacterized. The record is from RefSeq and is a predicted model, not a curated record. NCBI's taxonomy places the organism in Eukaryota, Fungi, Ascomycota, Sordariomycetes, Hypocreales, Bionectriaceae. The transcript has a single exon. The coding region runs from base 1 to 525 and encodes 174 amino acids.